Molecule: messenger RNA, 264 nt
Organism: Dibothriocephalus latus
Lineage: Eukaryota; Metazoa; Platyhelminthes; Cestoda; Diphyllobothriidea; Diphyllobothriidae
Source: the annotation of a GenBank genome assembly
AUGGAGGAACUGGGUGUGAGUGACAAGUGGAUGAUCUGGGGUGGCAGCCUAGUUGAAUCUUUUCGCCACCACGAUAACAUACCCUGGGACAAGCACGUUGAGGUUCUCGAUGAUUUCAGUGUGACAGAGGCGUUGUGGAAGAAAAUGUCUGAGCUGGCACCUAAAAUUAUAAUUCGACAAGGUUUUCUCUGGGACAAGAUCUACGCGAAGUUAAGUGAACCGAGUAAUACUUCCCUUGAUGUCGAGGGGAGCCGCAACCUGUAA